AUGCAGUCCGGAGGGAAGGUCUUGGCUACUCUAUGUGGCCAUGAGAGCACCGACACGGAGGAAGCCCCAGGGGACAAGACGUUCCACUCGGUUGACAACAACCUGGCAGUGACCUUCCGAUCGGACUACUCAAAUGAGAAGGGGUUCACUGGCUUUGAGGCGUUCUACGCUGCUGAAGAUAUUGACGAGUGCCAACAGCUGAUUGACAGUGAGCCAUCUUGCGACCAUUAUUGCCACAAUUACCUGGGUGGUUUUUAUUGCAGCUGUCACAUCGGCUACGUGCUGCACAAAAACAAGAGGACCUGCACAGCUGACUGCCAAAAAAAAGUACUGACAGAAAGAUCCGGAGAAAUCUCCAGCCCAAAUUACCCCAACCCGUAUCCCAAACUCUCCCUCUGCAGUUAUCGCAUUCAAGUGGAAGAGGGUUUCAUGAUCAUCCUGGAAUUUGUGGGAAAGUUUGAAAUCGAAACCCACCCGGAAGUACCAUGCCCCUAUGACAUCCUCAAGUUCAAAACACCCAAAGGAGAAUACGGGCCAUUCUGUGGGGAUACUCUCCCUCCAAAAAUCGAAACCCGCAGCCAUAUUGUGGAUAUCCAGUUCACCACAGACUUGUCUGGAGCUCAUGCUGGAUGGAAAAUCAAAUACACGACGACAGCUUUGCCGUGCCCCGUCCCUCAAGCGCCACCCCAUGGACAGAUCCAACCAAUACAAGCAAAAUAUAUCAUGAAAGACUCCUACAGUCUCUCCUGCACUGUUGGCUAUGCACUCUUGGAAAAUGAGCUGAUUGUGAAAUCCUCCACAGCAACAUGUCAAAAGGACGGAUCCUGGAACAAGCCGAUGGCUCAGUGUACCAUUGUUGACUGUGGGCCACCAGAGAACACAGCCAAUGGUACAGUUGUGUAUGUCACACGAGACAAUGUUAAUGUCUACCAAGCCAAGAUUGAAUACAGAUGUGAGGAUUCCUUCUAUGCGCUAAGAACAGGAAGUUCUGGUCGCUACAGCUGUGCCCAUGAUGGCUACUGGAGAGAUUCCAAUGGAGAGCAAGCGCCUCCUGUUUGUAAACCAGUCUGUGGUAUCCAACAUACAAAGCCUCUGAGACGUAUAUAUGGUGGAAAGAGGGCAAGGCACGGACAGUUCCCUUGGCAAGUUCUGAUAACUGACGGACAAGGAGUAACAGGGGGCGGCGCCCUCUUGUACGAUAACUGGGUUGUAACAGCGGCACAUGUCAUCACCGAUCCAGCAGAUGCAUCCUCCUUGACCCUGAAAAUGGGUCUGGUGAACAAACGAGCCACUAAUCACCAGCAGGCUCAAGCAGAAUCUGUUUUUGUUCACGAAGGGUACAGGAAUGACGGCUUCAACUUCAACCACGAUAUCGCUUUGAUCAAACUGGAGUACAAAGUCCCCAUUAAUGCAAACGUCACUCCCAUUUGCUUGCCAGGAAAAGAAAGCAGAUUCAACCUGAACAUAAGUGACACUGGAUUAGUAGCUGGCUGGGGGAAAACAGAGAAGGAGAGGCCUUCCCUUUUCCUGCUAUACACAGAGCUAGAUGUUGUUGACCCAGAGAAGUGCAGAGCAGCAUACGCGAACCUGAGUAUGGAGGGAAAGCCGCUUGUGCUGACAGAAAACAUGUUUUGCGCUGGCUAUGACCAAGGCGGAAGAGAUUCUUGCAGUGGAGACAGUGGCGGGGCAUUAGCCUUUUUUGAUAUGCAGACCGGGAGGUGGUUUGUGGGUGGCAUCGUCUCCUGGGGUGUCCAAUGUGGUGCGGCACACCUGUAUGGUGUGUACACUAAAGUGGCCAACUACAUCUCAUGGAUUGAAAACAUAAUUGUACAUAAUUCUUAACUGUGACUUGUA
This is a messenger RNA of Gekko japonicus, 1854 nucleotides long. RefSeq names its product mannan-binding lectin serine peptidase 2 (gene MASP2). The record is from RefSeq and is a predicted model, not a curated record. Gene Ontology annotation, cellular component: extracellular region. The coding region runs from base 1 to 1842 and encodes 613 amino acids. Gene Ontology annotation, biological process: complement activation; proteolysis. The transcript is spliced from 9 exons. Lineage: Eukaryota; Metazoa; Chordata; Lepidosauria; Squamata; Gekkonidae. Gene Ontology annotation, molecular function: serine-type endopeptidase activity; calcium ion binding.